GAAAGCCCUUAUGCCAGGAAUGCACAAACAGUCUUAGUAGAGAUUUAAAGGGGAAAUGGCCCUGAAUGCAGAAGACAAAGGAGUAUGUGGGUGAAUAGUAAUUCUGCACUCUUGACUCUUGCCAGUAGGUGGGAAAUCAGUGGAGGUGGUCGGAUCGAAGCAUUAACAGCUAAUUUGCCAGAAGAAGAUUCAUCCAUCAGUAGGAAUGAUUCACUGGCGCGUGACCCGUGUUCGCUUGCGAAUGUUCCAACUCUGCAUCGUUCUGACUCUCUUCAUCUCCAUGAUGGGGAUUUUCCGUGCCCUAAACACCCAAAUAACACUGAUUGAUGAUAGUAUAGAGGACCAAGGACAGCUGCACGUCCAUGUUAUCCGCAGUGGUGCCGCCGUGAAGGACUGUGGAGAGACACAGACUCACGAGGAGGCUAGGAUUGAAGUCGGUCGUGCUGCUGCUGAUCAGUUACGUAGUGUUACACAACAGCUCAUAGAAAUCAAGAGAUUACUACGAGGAGCCGCCCCCAUACACAGCCUACAAGCAGCGUUACACAGAGUCAACAGGAUAGCAGAUGAUCUAAGAAUUGGAGACCUUAGUAGUCUGAUACAGACUGAGCUUCAACAUCCAACUCCAUCAGUUAAAACAGCUCCACAAAAAGUUGACGUAUGCCCCGAUACCUUCAAAGGUUCCACGUAUGGGUACCCCUUUUUCUACACAGGGUGGGUGAGGACAAACUGCACCAAUGCAAAGUCUCUUGAGUCAGUCGUAACGAUCAUAAUGAACUUCAUGUAUGAAGACAAAAGUGUAGAUGUUGUGUCUAUUCUUAGGAACAUUUCGGUGUUGUACCCCAUGGUGGAAGUUCAUGUGGCAGCCGAUCUCAAACUUCCCAAGGACCUUGCCGGGAACAGAAACUUCACAGUUCACGGGGACCUGGCAGGGGAAACCAACGCUGAAAUCUGGUACAAACUCCUUCUCAAGGUCAAGACGCCGUACGUUCUUGUAACCCGGGGCAUUACUCGGUUCACCUGGGACGCACAGUUAGAGCAGGCAAUCCACAGUGCCAGUAGCUUCCCUGUAGACUUUGUAGGAAGUGCAUUUAGGACAAAUAAUGGACAUUGGAACAUGGGAUGCCAACAGUCCCUUCUCAGGAACUUCACUUUAUCUUACAAGGAUGGGUACGACGCCUCCAUCCACGAGUGUAUAUACUGCGACAACUUGAGGGGGCCUUUCCUUGCUAGGACUAAUGUGCUCAGACAGUACAAAUUCCCCGCAAACUACAGGCACUUUGUCUUUGAAGAUGUCUUCUUGCAAGUAAAAGAGCUGGGCAAGCAUCAAGUUGUGAGCUGUCCAGAUUCUAUGUUUUUUGUGAAAGACUACGAUGCCUUGCUAAGAGAUAAGAUUAAUUUUGUACCCAUUGCAAGUACCUGGGGGAUCAACAAGCUUCACCUAGCCGAGGGGAUUGAGCACAUUUUCUCCUGUUCAGAAGCAAACACGCCAUGCAGAAAGAUGAAAGGGGUGGCUGUCUCUCCGUGUUGCCUUCAAACAUUAGCUGAUGCAGUGAAGUUUCUCAUGAGGACUUGCGAGGAGGAACACAUUUACUGUGAACUUCAGGAAGGAACGAUGCUCGGCGCCGUCAAAUUAGGCAAGGUGCUGCCGUGGGAACGAGACGCCGACAUCACAUUUCUUUCAGGCAACUACUCGGCCUUCAAAGAGCUGAGGCCGAAGUUUGAGCGGGAAGGGUACAAGUUUGUGGACCUGGGACAGCAGUGGUGCUGUGUUGAUAACAGGACAGCCGGUGGGAAGUUCCAGAUCGGAGUGGAAGGGUGGACGAUAGAGAUGUACGGUCAGCAUCUCAUGGACUCAGAGAUGAUGGUGGCAAGAGGUCAGCAGCCCACAAAGGUAUUGUUUGAUGGGAUGUGGGUGAACGUUCCUACCAACCCAGGACUCUUCGCACGAAACAGGUAUGGCCACGAGAUUUACAAACAUGCACAGCACUGGAUGACGCUAGGUUACGAGAGCGGUUGGGCCAAGUACGACACGAGCGGAUUCUCGCCCUGCCCGCAACCCGGACACCACGGCUGCCUGGACCAGUACGCAACCGACGGGAACCUACAGUUCGAAGGGCGGGAGCUCCUCUAGAAAUGUUCAAAAGAAUUCUUAUUCCGUUUCAGAAUCUGCAGUUGAUGUUGGUACCUUCUUUCAAUCAAGUCAUUCCAUCCUAAUGUUUAAAUUUUGUAAUUGUAAGUAGCAUUAUGAGAAAGAAUUUUCCGCACACAAAAUAUUGUAUAUUUGUAAAGGUUCACUAUUCAUUGUCAUAGACUCAUCAAAGUUGUGCAAUUGAUAAUAAUUCCACACCAAUUUAAUUUGUUGGUUCUCA
Branchiostoma belcheri (Belcher's lancelet) is the source of this 2369-nucleotide messenger RNA. RefSeq lists its product as uncharacterized. Bases 206 to 2131 code for a protein of 641 amino acids. The transcript has 4 exons. The record is from RefSeq and is a predicted model, not a curated record. Gene Ontology annotation, biological process: protein O-linked glycosylation via mannose. Lineage: Eukaryota; Metazoa; Chordata; Leptocardii; Amphioxiformes; Branchiostomatidae. Gene Ontology annotation, cellular component: Golgi apparatus.